GUUCAGAGUACAGCCCUGCUGUAUUCACAGAGCAAGCUACCAAAGCUGAAUAUAGAUGAAAUCAGAGCAAAAUUAAAAAUGCUCUCAAUUCAGCAUAGUUUCAUUUUCAAAUGGUUAUUAGUAGUAUUUUGGUAUUUUGUUCUGCUGACGACAGAAGUCUCCAGCCGAAAGCCAGGAGAGAAACAUCAGAGCCAGGCAACUGAGGCUGUGAGACUUGUUAAAGGACCCAGCAGAUGCUCUGGGAAGAUGGAAGUGAGGUCUGCUCAGUCGUGGGCUCCAGUAUGUGAAUCUUUCUUCAGCUCCAAGGAUGCACUAGUUGCCUGUAGAGAUCUGGACUGUGGCUUUCCUGAUGAAUACCACGGGAGGCACCCUGAUACACAACACAUCUGGAAUCCAGUCUUUAACUGUGAAGGCAAAGAGAAGCAUCUCGUGGACUGUCCCUCUGCUCCGCUCAACGUCACAGAAGAGGAACUAAGUUCAUGUUACUGUACCUACCUGACCUGUAUAGAAAGUCCACGUGAACCUUUCAUGAGCGUGUAUACCCUGCACGGCCCAGUUUCUGAGGCUGACGUACAGAUUUUCAAGGGCCAUCGCUUUGCCAUCUUUUGCGACUGGUCGUCACCUUACAAUGUAUUCAUCAGCCUGAGAUCUGGUGUUAACAGUGGACACCCCACUGUGCAGACCCAGGCACCUGUUCAUGGGGAGGCCAUCUUCACCUUUCCUGCUGCGCAGGACGCCCACGGAGGGACCUAUCAGUGCUAUUACAACUAUGAUUUCAGUUCACAAGUUCCCUCUCAGCCAAGGACUGUUGUUCUCACUGUGAAAGAGCAGGACGAUGUGAGGCUGGUGAAUGGAGACAGCCGCUGUGCUGGUAGACUGGAGGUGGAGUUUCUGAGCGAGUGGAGAGCAGUGAGCUACCGGCACACCUGGAGUCUCAGGGAUGCAGCUGUGGUGUGCAGACAGCUCCACUGCGGCUCCGCUGUUUCAACCAGUAAAGUAGACAACGUGAUCGAACCUCUGCCUGCAGCAUGGCGCUUUUAUUCCGACUGUGACGGCUCUGAACUUGCACUGAUGGACUGUGGGGCGGUGAGGGAAUGGUUUUCCUCCUCCACUGUUGAUGUGAUCUGCUCGGACAUCCUGCUUCGGCCGAAAAUAUCUGUGUCAUUUGCGAAGAGAGUGUCCUCUGACGAGCAUCUGCAGGACGGGCUGCUCUUUAAGGGCCACAGCUUCACAGUCAGCUGCUCCGUGGAGCCACAGUACCCCGGGGGUCACUUCAGCCUCCUCUUCACUGGCUUCAACCAAACCCACAGCCGCACCCAACCAGCCGUCAGUCACUCUGCCCGCUUCACGUUUACUGCUGCAGAAGAGGCCCACCGAGGGAACUACAGCUGCGUUUAUCACAACUUUGUUUUCAAUCAUAACUUCUCUUCUGAGAGCCAGAGCCUCUCUCUCAUUGUCCAAGAGUCUAUAGAUGUCUGGUUGGACGAUGGAGUGCUCAGAGAUGACGACAGCGAACCUUGUGCCGGCCGACUGUUCGUGGGUGAGGACGAGGCGAAGCCGCUCAGUGCAGAAUCCACAGUCUGGGACCUGAAGCAUGCUGCUGUGGUGUGUAGACAGCUGGGCUGUGGCUCUGCUGUUUCAACCAAUGAGAUCGAUCUUCUCACCAAGAGACCUGUGUAUCGAUUUUUUUCUGACUGUGAUGGAUCUGAGUCUGCACUGAUGGACUGUGGAACUGUAAAGCUGUGGUUUUCCUCCUCUGCUGUUGAGGUGGUCUGCUCAGGCCAUCAGGGGGCAGCAGGCAAGACAUGAUACUGGAACGGCAAAACCUGAAUUGUCCUCAUCCUGAAGAGACACAGCUCACAAUGUACAUUAUAUUAGUGUUCCAUCAUUAGAAUUAACUGUAUUGAUUAACUGCAGACGGUGGGACACAACCGGCAGAGAAGAGGUGAUUACUGAACCAAGCCGUUCACAGCCGUACUCCUCAUUAUUUUAAUCUGGGCUAACCUACAUAGCAAUAAUGGUACUAACAGUGUAAUCGAUUCUAACUUAAUGUGAAGGUUGUCUUUCAGUUUUAAGAAUUUUGCUUUAUUUCAUGCCAUCAAUUCAGUUGUAAUUGAAUCAAUGUAUUCUUUAAAGCAUUGUCAAUUUCCUUUUGUAAGAAAUAUGCCAUUCAAAUAAAGGUACUUUGCAUCUAGAAACUUUCUGCUCACAUUCUGUGGCUUUAUUACAUAAUACAGUCUUAUCUUUCCA
This is a messenger RNA of Sebastes umbrosus (honeycomb rockfish), 2250 nucleotides long. Its product is annotated as scavenger receptor cysteine-rich type 1 protein M130-like. Bases 79 to 1809 code for a protein of 576 amino acids. Gene Ontology annotation, cellular component: membrane. NCBI's taxonomy places the organism in Eukaryota, Metazoa, Chordata, Actinopteri, Perciformes, Sebastidae. The record is from RefSeq and is a predicted model, not a curated record. The transcript has 7 exons.